UCCAAGUGCAGCCGCAGAGACAAGGAAAGUGACAUGGAAGUCCCACAGUUUCUCUUUUCUUUUCUUUUUUUUGAGACAGAGUUUCGCUCUUGUUGCCCAGGCUGGAGUGCAAUGGCUUGAUCUCGGCUCACCGCAACCUCCGCCUCCUGGGUUCAAGCGAUUCUCCUGCCUCAGCGUCCUGAGCAGCUGGGAUUACAGGGGCCCACCACCACACCCAGCUAAUUACUUAUUUUUAGUAGAGAUGGGGUUUCUUCAUGUUGGCCAGGCUGGUCUUGAACUCCUGACCUCAGGUGAUCCAUCCACCUUGGCCUCCCAAAGCGCUGGGAUUACAGGCAUGAGCCACCAUGGUCGGCCAGGACAUGAACUUUUUAAGGUUCUGGGCUUUGCCUUGAAAACCUCUAUCACCAGUAGUUUGCACUCCCAAAUCUGGUAACGAUUUCCCUGGUUAAACUCUUGUUUCAAGAAUCAGCGCAACCCCACCAUUGACCAAGACCUGUUGCAGAUGCUGAAAAGUGCAAGAGUAUGGACUCCAUCACAGAUAUGGGAGGCCGCUGAUCCUAACUAACUUGUGGAAAGGUGACCAUGCUGCACGUUUAUGGAAUAAAGAGAAGGCAGGUUCUACAGCCAAAAAAGAGAAAGCCACAAUCGGGUUAUGCGCUUCCCACAGCUCCACAUAAGGACUGAUUAUGUAUUUAUUGAAUCACUCCCCAGUCACUUAGGAAAUGCCAUGUAUUAGGACCAGUUCUUAGGAUGGAAGAAACCAAGCAGAAAUAGUGUACAUAUGACUCCAGCAUUCAGAAUUCCCUUCAGUCCAUGCAUAUUCUGAAGGUAUUAAGGGCAGAGCUCCACUGGCAGCCCAGAGAACACAGAGAUGGAGACAUGAGGAAAGACCAGGGAGAACUCAUUGCUCAAGAUCAAAGACAACUUUUCCCAGCAUGUCUGAAAUACGCAGAGGUCACCGAACUCAUGGACCAAUGCCUCACGUCACUGGUAGGUUCUGCCAGGUCCAGAGGCAGAAGUUGAACUUUUCGGUCCCGAAAGUCUCCAUCAGGAAGGAAAAGAAAGACCUGCCUCACCUAAGCUGAGAGAUGGAGAGGUCACCGGAAUUGGCCAAUAUGUCCGGAAGCCAGGAUUUUAUCCUGCUGGGCUUGUCCGCCAGGCAGGACGUACGAGAGGCCCUGUUUGUCCUCUUCCUGACUCUCUACCUGCUGACGCUCCUGGAGAACACGCUCGUCCUCCAUCUCGUCCGCAGGCACAGCCGACUCCGCAAGCCCAUGUACUUCUUCCUGGGCAACCUCAGCGGCCUGGAGCUGUGCUACGUGUCGGUGACCGUGCCCAGCCUGUUCGUGGGGCUGUGGACUGGGCCCUGCCGCGUCUCCUUCGCAGCCUGCAUCGUCCAGCUAUUCUUCUUUCUCUCAUUCAUGGGCACCAAGUGCACCCUGCUGGCCGCCAUGGCCUAUGACCGCUACGUGGCCAUCUGCCGCCCGCUGCGGUACCCGCUGCUCAUGCGGCCCCAGCGGUGCCAGGGCCUGGCCUUGACCUCGUGGGUCGGGGGGCUGCUGGUCUCGGUGGCCAAGACCACCUGCAUGGCCAGCCUGCCCUACUGCGGCCCCCGCGUCCUCCACCACUUCUUCUGCGACGCGCCCCCUCUGCUUCACCUGUCCUGCGCCCACGCGACCCUGAAGGAGCUGGUGGGCCUCCUCUCUGGCAACCUCAUCCUCGGGGGGUCAGUAUUCGUCGCGCUGGCGUCCUAUGUGGCCAUUGGCGGGGCCGUGCUCCGCCUGCCGUCAGCAGCCGCCCGCCGAAAAGCCCUCUGCACCUGCGCCUCGCACCUGGCGGUGAUGGGUCUCUUCUACGCCCCGGUCCUCUUCGUGCAUUCCCGGCCCAGCCGCCUGCAGCCCACGGACUUCACCACGGCGCUGUCCGUCCUCUACACGGUGGGCACCCCCGCGUGCAGCCCCGUCAUCUACUGUCUGCGGAACGCGGAGGUGCGCGUGGCGUUGCGGGGAACGCUCUGCCCAGGCCGAGUCUCAGUCAGAGCACGUGGCUUCCCGCUCCGGAUUUAAAAUGCUGAGGCAGGCCGGGCGCGGUGGCUCACGCCUGUACUCCUAGCACUUUGGGAGGCCAAGGUGGGUGGAUUACUUGAGGUCAGGAGUUCGAGACCAGCCUGGCCAAAAUGGAGAAACCCUGUCUCUACUAAAAAUACAAAAAUUAGCCGGGCAUGGUGGCAGGUGCCUGUAAUCCCAGCUACUCAGGAGGCUGAUGCAGGAGAAUCACCUGAAGCCGGGAGGUGGAUGUUGCAGUGAGCAGAGAUCGUGCCACUGCACUUCAGCCUGGGUAACAGAGUGAGACUCCUUUCAAAAAAUAAUGCUGGGGCAAUGAUAGACUGGAUAAAGAAAAUGUGCCACAUAUACAUCAUGGAAUACUAUGCAGUCAUAAAAAAGAAUGAGAUCAUGUCCUUUGCAGGGACAUGGGUGAAGCUGGAAAACAUCACUCUCAGCAAACACAGGAACAGAAAACCAAACACCGCAUGUUCUCACUCAUAAGCAGGAGUUGAACAAUGACAACACAUGGACACAUGGAGGGGAACAUCACACACCAGGGCCUGUUCAGGGGCAAGGGGAGGGAGAGCAUUAGUACAAAUGCAAAAUGCAUGGGGGGCUUAAACCCAGAUGGUGCGUUGACAGGUGUAGUAAACCACCAUGGCACAGGUAUACCUAUGUAACAAACCUGCACGUUCCGCACAUGUAUCCCAGAAUUUAAAGUAAAAUAAAAUAAAAUAAAAUAAAAUGCCAGGGCUGAUACCUUCCGGGUCCCAACUUUCAAAGCCAAAAACACUUACACAAGCUUCAAAGGCAAAUACAAACUUGGAGGAAAAUAUUUACAACUUGUAAAAAAUUAAUAUAAAAAUUAAACUAUUCCACAAAAGGGAAAGUGAUCAUAAACAAGAAGGUUACUGAUGAAGGAAUGUAGCUUUCUGAUAGCUUACAAAACAGUGGGCAAAUUCUCCAUUCAUCUAGAACAUAAAACACUAAUUGAACAUCAACCAUUUGCACUUUGCAUAAAGAAAAAUAUUGUGAAGAUGUGUACGCAUGUCUUCAUAGGGCACAAAAUAUAUGUAUAAGAAUGUUUACUGGAAAAUUAUGAAAUUUGGAAUAAACACUGCUAUUCUGGAAA
Molecule: messenger RNA, 3177 nt
Organism: Callithrix jacchus (white-tufted-ear marmoset)
Lineage: Eukaryota; Metazoa; Chordata; Mammalia; Primates; Cebidae
Product: olfactory receptor 6Z7-like
Biological process (GO): G protein-coupled receptor signaling pathway
Cellular component (GO): membrane
Molecular function (GO): G protein-coupled receptor activity; olfactory receptor activity
Source: RefSeq, a predicted model, not a curated record